GUUUAAUUUCAUCUUCACCGCAUGUUAUCUAACUCUGUCUUUUCAGAUCCUCCCACAUUAUCAGCUCGUUACCCUCACCUGGUUCUCCUUGCCCUCACCUGAAGCACAUCCCCUCAUCAGCCACUCACUAUUUAAGGCCGUCACAUUUGUUUGUUCCCUGCCAGAGUGUCUUGUGUGCAUGACAAGUUUUCCAGCGUUUUUCCGAUUACCGAUAUCCCGUCCUGACCUAGCCUGUCUUCUCUUGACCACGAACUAUUCGCCUGCGCCCUUUCUGGAUUUGUUUGCCUGUCGGAUGGCCAUCCUGUUUCUGAACCCUGCCUGUCCCAGUUUACGGAUUUCCUGCUUGCCCCUCUGGAUUUGUUUGCCCAUUGGACUGCUGGAGACGACUGGCUUAAGGAAGGAGACAUGGAAUACUGGUGCUAUUGCAGUUCAGAGACUGGGUUGUUGGAGAUGAUUGGGUAGGGACCGCUAUAUCUGGGGGAAAGCUUCCCAGACUCUCUGCGUAGGGGGAUGUACCUGGACGAAAGCCAAACACUUGACUGCCCGAUGCAGUAGGCCGGGGCGGGUGCUUGUCGUUGAUUUACCACCCUCCUGUUCUGCUCUGCCGUGCGAAGCAAAGCGGCCGUAGUGUCUCUCCACAGCCACCCACAACGACGGGCAUUGCUCAGAACUGAUGGUACUGCAACCUCAACUUCCUGGCUGGGGAACAGUGGAGGCUGAUAGCCCAAGGACGCCUCAAAUGGGGACAGUCCAGUGUCCGUAGACGUGUGGGAAUUGUGGGCGUACUCGACCCAAGGGGGGGUUGGUAGCAAUCACACACCUGAGGAUGGCCUUGAGCUCCUGGUUUAGCCUCUCCGUCUGGCCAUUAGUUUGUGGGUGGAAUCGUCCCGGAUGAAUCGCCGAUAGAAAUUCAAACACGAAACGGUUAAGGAAGUUGUGUAGAACAUCAUUAACCAGCGCUUGAAAAACGGCAGGAGCAUUAGUUAAUCCAAACGGCGCACCAGAUAUUCAAAGUGUCCCAAGAGUGUGUUAAACGCCGUCUUCCAUUUGUCGCCUUCCCUAAUCCGGACAAAAUGAUAUGCGUUGCUGAGAUCCAAUUUCGUAAAUAGCUUGGCCCCAGCUAAGGGCCCGGAACCAGAGGAUCAUGAGUGGUAAAGGAUGUUUUUUUUUAUAGUAAUUGAAUUCAAACCUCAGUAGUCGAUGUAGGGGCGGAGGGUCUUGUCCUUCUUGGGGACAAAGAAGAAUCUCACUCCCACGGGUGAAGACGAGUUACGUAUGAUCCCUGCGGCAACAGUCUGAUAUAUUUCUCCAUGGAUUCGCGCUCUGGCCGGGAGAGAUUGUCAAUAGCGCAUCAUAGGGCCGUUGAGUAGGAUGUGAAAUGGCCCGCUCCAUGCUAAAUGCCUCUGCUAGGUCCUGAUAUUCCUCAAGCACUGCGGCUAGGCUAGGACCGGUGUCUGGUCUGCCUGGGGGAAGAACCUGAUGGGGGACCGGAGGCAGCGGGAGUGGCAGGUGGAACUCCACCGACCAAUCAAUAGUGGAUUAUGAUCCAUGAGCUAGGGAAGGCCCAGGACCAGCAGUGUUUGAGGGGAAGUGAACACGUAGAACUGGGUCUUCUGACUGAUUCCUGGGCACGAGUAGGGAGAUAAUCUUUUUUUUAAACUGCAGUUUACGACGACAACUUGUUAUCAAUAUUUGCUGGUUGUACUGUGAGUGAGGUGACAUUUCCUUUGCUGUCUCUUUUGACUUUUGUCUUGUUAUUUUUAAUGACCAGUCCACGACUCCAUUAGAGAACAAGGAUUUGAAAGAAACUGGGACUCAAAACACUGCAGCAACAUCCCAACACUGUCACACCUGUAUAUCAAGUAGGGUUUCUGUCCUGUCUCUAUGGAUGUUUUGUGACUUCCUGUUUUAUUUUGAAAAUUAACUCCUCGUUUCAAGUUCCUUGCCCUUCCUCAUGUGUCACUGCAGCUAUUACACUGCAGCUAUAAAUAGACUAAGGAAAAGAAACACAGCCUAAGUGUGGGGGAAUGGGGAUGUAGAAGAGGGUGCGUGGCCUAAAAGGUUUGGGAACCACUGUCUUCGAGGAAACACUGGAAAGGAUAAAUUAACACCAUCUGCACCCAAGACACUGACUAAGUGCAUCAAAGUGGAUGAGGUGGUGAUCCCCUGAGGUGCUCUUGCGUUUAUCAACCAGAGGGAGGACAGCUGAGAGCUCUUCAGCCGGCACAGCGUGCGCUCAUCUACGCAGAUAAGAAGACUGUCUUAAAGCUCUGCUGCUGCAACGCCGGCGGCCCAUCUAGCUCUCCUGGGCCUGUAGCCUGUGCUGCCGCCGCCGCCGCCGGCAUGCUUCCGCAUCCAGUCCAGCAGGAAGAAACCUGGGACAGCAGAGAGGGAGAAAAAAAACAAGUUUGAGUCUUCAAUAGGGCGAAGAGACGCGAAGAAAACGAGAAGGUGGCUAGCGGAGAGUAAAGCUAACUACCGUUAACUACCAACGGCACGUCAGUGGGACAGGAAAAGUUUUCCGCGGGAGAAAAAGGGGAAUCUCAGCGAGUGUUGAAAGAAAACGGACAAUGAUUGACAUGGAUGCUGGGUUACACCACUACUGGACGGAAAAGCAGCACGGAUGCGAGUGGACACAGGAGCAGCCUUUAUCCUUGGUGCCUAAGGUUGUAUAUCGGAGGAAACCACAUCCCCUCACACCACAGUCAACACAGAUCACGCUGAAAACGUACACUGGUGAGCAGUAGCGGCUGGUCCAUAGAGAGAAAUGGGACGUGGCCUCACCAUGAGCGAUUUAAUAUAAUGUUGUUUAUUAUAUUAAAACUACAUUUUACAAGUAGUCAAUAUUUGUGUUUUUGAAACGUGGAUUAAAUACCCGGUAAUUUUUGUAAAUUAAGAUAUCUGCGGAAAAUAUAUACUCAUCCUCUCCGCAUGUCUCAUCUGUGCACGGGCCCAAAGCGGGUCCAAGAAGCAGUUAGCCAAUCACUGAUAAAGUUGAUGAGUGAGAUUAUAAUUUUAGCGUCCUAAAAUACAUUGAAAUUUGGGCAUGGCCCUUCGGCGCCCCCAGUGGUGAUCCAGCCGAGGUCGACGGCAGUCGGGCGGCAGAGGAACUUCCAUGGGGCGGCCGGGACAGCAGUCAGGGGCUAUGCUCGGGGGCCCCGGCAACAGGUCACGGGGAGCCGGACACAGAGGUGUGUGAGUCGUGGAGCAGGGACUGAAGUCGGGGGCAUGAGUUGUGGAGCCGGAGGUCACUCUCAAUUUGAGUGUGUAACACCACCUGCUGGAAGUUUAGUUUAACUCUUCGUACGUGAAUGACUUGCAAAACACCAGUAAAUGCAUUGGAUUUAACCCACAUACAUUUUAUUUGUUCAACACAUGGUGUAGAAUAAGAGUUAUUACAAUUAAAAUAUUCAACCAAUAAAACCAUUUAAAAUCAUGUUCGUCAUCCAGCUUCUCUUCCCAGCCCACACAUAGAAGCUGCCACUCGUGGUACCACACAUCACACUGGACCCACAACACCUCGAGCUCACAGCUUCCCUGCACUGGCCACACUCUCAAGCCGACUCUGUGUCUUCAGGAGUGUGACCCACUAACAUAAUAAAAACAACUUUUAAUUAAAGAAAGUGAUCACAUUUUCAUGAGUUGCCAUGCAAACAAAGUUAACAGUAACUACACUACCGGUGGAUGUCGUGGGUCCAGCAGAAGAGGAGCUGGAUGGCGGAGGUCCUGUGUCUGCAGAUUAUAUGAAGGAUUUACAGAAGGAGGGAGAAGGAGGUUGGGACCCACAGGGGCCACAUCCAGCUGCUGAUGUUGAAGGUGCUAAAAUAAUAAUAUUUUAUUAUUACAACAUGAGCUUAUGAGUCACAAUAAUGAAUACAUUCCAGAUUAUUCCAGACUUGAAAUGCCCAACACUAUGUGCUGACAAGGAGAUGGGGAAAGGGGGAGGUGCCCCUCAGCAGGCAGGCUCCUCUGCAGUGCUGUGCUGCUGCUAGCAGGCAGCUGUUGACCUUGAGAGGCACUAGAGGGGGCGACGCGGGAUGAGGGGCCGGCGAUCGAGUGUCUGGAGCCGGCGGCUGAUGCGGCCACGAGGGAAAACGGUCCUCUGCCGCUGGGGCGGAAGCCGGCAGACAGGGUGGAGGAAGUGAUUGCCGAGCUACCAUCUAGUGCCCGCUGCUGCUCUCAGUCUCUUCUGACCAGAGCUUGGGCCUCCCUAGCUGCAUGGUCCUGCGCCUCCACAAGGACAUCCGACGUCUCCUGAGCUGUCUCUAGCCUGGCCUUGGUGGUGUUCCUCCUGGCCUUACCAAUUUGUCUAUUAUAAUUUAUUUUGGCCAAGAGGUGGGCCAGGUCAACUGGAAUUCGCCUGAUGUUACCUGUUGUGUAUUGAUAUUAAGGUUGUUCCCUAGGGCAUCCCUGCUGUAAACUGUUAACCUGCACUAAAUGCUGGGUAUUCUUUCUCCUAUGCAACAUCCAUUGAAAUAUACACAUUAUCUUCCAUGUGAUCUUUACUUCAGUUGUAUUAGUAUAGAGUGUGCUAUACAACAACUGACGACAAGGAUGGGAUGAUCCUGUGCUGUGCUCAGCAAGCACCUGGUUCAAAUGUGUUUGACCACCCCUGACAUUUCACUUACAUGACGUUAGCACGUAGUGUCCAAGGGCCAGUGGCCCCGGCCCCGUGCUCAUAGCAGGCCCGCUCUAAUUACAAGCCAACUCUCCACCCGUCAACUGUGGAGAGAAAGUAAAUCAGCUACUAAAAACAAUAUUAUGAUUAAAAGAAAACGCUAAUGUUAUCUUGAGUUUGUGCAUCGAGAGCAUUUGGACUGAGCUCUUUGAUUUAUGUGCCAGGAUGUUUUUAUGUUAACAAAGAUGAAUUUAUUAUUCUUUAUGAAAUACGGAUGGAAAUAUGUCUUGUGUAAUAUUGACUGUUCUCUGUAAAAGGAAAAUAAAAAAGAGAGAGAGUAAAUAAGAGUGGAUGGUUCCGUUCCCAGCGCGUGCACACGAUGGUCCUAUAGCGGCGGUCACGUGACUCUCCUCCUAGCAGCGCUGCUUCGCGGCGCCGCCGACGCACUUCACGUCAGAAGCCGCGUUGGCCGCCUUGUCAGCAGCGCUACACGGGACGCACAGCCGCCCAGGUUGUUUCCGAAGGGGCCACAGCAUCCACGGCCAUGGCCGCCCACGGGGGAUCCAGGAUCUUGAGUGUCCCCUCCUGGCCUCACGGAGCCCCCCAAGGAGAGCAUGCAGCUGAAGAAGGAGAUCUCCCUGCUGAACGGGGUCAGCCUGAUCGUGGGCAACAUGAUUGGCUCGGGCAUCUUCGUGUCCCCGAAGGGCGUGCUGAUCUACAGCGCCUCCUACGGGCUGUCGCUGGUCAUCUGGGCCGUCGGGGGCCUGUUCUCCGUGGUGGGGGCCUUGUGCUACGCCGAGCUGGGUACCACCAUCACCAAAUCGGGGGCGUCGUACGCGUACAUCCUGGAGUCCUUCGGCGGCUUCAUCGCGUUCAUCCGCCUGUGGACGUCCCUGCUGAUCAUCGAGCCCACGAGCCAGGCGGUCAUCGCCAUCACGUUCGCCAACUACCUGGUGCAGCCGCUCUUUCCGACGUGCGAGCCGCCGUACGCGGCCUCCCGGCUCAUCGCCGCGGCGUGCCUAUGCCUGCUGACAUUCAUCAACUCCGCCUACGUGAAGUGGGGCACCCGCGUGCAGGACGUCUUCACCUACGCCAAGGUGGCGGCGCUCAUCGUCAUCAUCGUCACCGGCAUCGUCAAGCUGUGCAAAGGUCACACCGACAACUUGGAGUCGUCCUUCCAGGGAUCGUCCACAGACCCUGGUGACAUCGCGCUGGCCCUCUACUCCGCCCUUUUCUCCUACUCCGGGUGGGACACCCUCAACUUUGUCACGGAGGAGAUCAAAAACCCGGAGAGGAACUUGCCCCUGGCCAUCGCCAUCUCCAUGCCCAUCGUCACCGUCAUCUACAUCCUCACCAACGUGGCCUACUACGCCGUCCUGGACGUCAGUGCCAUCCUGGCCAGCGACGCCGUCGCUGUGACCUUUGCAGAUCACGCUCUCGGCGUGAUGAGCUGGACCAUCCCCAUCGCCGUGGCUCUGUCCUGCUACGGAGGCCUCAACGCCUCCAUCAUCGCUGCAUCCAGGUCACCUCCCAGACGCCCUGUCCAUGAUCCACAUCCAGAGAUUCACUCCCAUCCCAGCUCUGAUCUUCAAUUGUGUCAUGUCCCUGAUCUACCUGACGGUGCAGGACGUCUUCCAGCUCAUCAACUACUACAGCUUCAGCUACUGGUUCUUCAUGGGCCUCUCCACCGCCGGGCAGAUCUACCUCCGCUGGAAGGAGCCCGACCGGCCGAGACCUCUCAAGCUGUCCCUCUUCUUCCCGGUGGUGUUCUGCUGCUGCGCCGUCUUCCUGGUGGCGGUGCCUCUCUACAGCGACACAGUCAACUCCCUCAUUGGCAUCUCCAUCGCGCUGUCAGGGGUCCCCGUCUACUUCCUGUGCGUCUACCUGCCGGAGUCCAAGCGGCCGCCCAUCAUCACCAGGAUGCUGCGCUCCCUGACUUACUCCACCCAGUUCUCCUGCUACUGCGUUCUGACGGAGGCAGACAAAAAGCAAUAGUGGGGAGUCCAGCUCCAUCUUCUGUGGAGGGGUGGGGUUCUCCACAUUGAAGCUCCCAGCUGCCAGCGACCUGUUUACAAAACACUGAAAGAACUGCUGCAUGACGGUUUGAUUCCGGAAUUGAAGGACAUUCAAUCAUCACCCCCCGUUGAGGGUAGGCGAUGGCCCAACCCUUCACGCCGAGGCGCCGCUCAUGACCUCAGGACACUGUAACAACACUGGAGAGAAGCUCGGUGCAGAAAGAGAGAAGAGGUUUUGUUUUGAAUGCUGCUACGUGAGGACUUGAAGUUCUCAUCUAUGUUCACUUCAUUUUCAAGGCGAGUUUAGCUGCCUGUUAAAUGCAGUCAGUCCAACAUCGUAGGAAGCUUCCUUUUUACUUGUAUUUGUCACAAUAAAUGUUUCUUCAGAGUUGUGUUUUUACUGCCUGCAGAAUCACUCAGCGAUGAAACGGAGCCCGGGAGGGAUUGAGAAGAACUUAAUUUCUCAACUAUAGCGUGUAUUGUUUUUGUAUCAAUGUGUUCAAAAAUGGAUCCGACAGAGCAAAACGUGGAUGAAUGUGCACAGGAGUGAAGAUCACAGGUGUCUGAAGUAGUGAGACGGGUCCAGAGGUCGUACUCAGACACGU
Molecule: messenger RNA, 7238 nt
Organism: Gasterosteus aculeatus aculeatus (three-spined stickleback)
Lineage: Eukaryota; Metazoa; Chordata; Actinopteri; Perciformes; Gasterosteidae
Source: RefSeq, a predicted model, not a curated record